Messenger RNA from Penicillium atrosanguineum, 1467 nucleotides. RefSeq names its product hit family protein 1. The transcript has 5 exons. The coding region runs from base 1 to 1467 and encodes 488 amino acids. Lineage: Eukaryota; Fungi; Ascomycota; Eurotiomycetes; Eurotiales; Aspergillaceae. The record is from RefSeq and is a predicted model, not a curated record. Gene Ontology annotation, molecular function: monooxygenase activity; FAD binding. Gene Ontology annotation, biological process: secondary metabolite biosynthetic process.
AUGACAUGUCCUCAGGCAAACGAGAAUUCUCAGGGGAGCACCGAUUUUGGGAGACUCCCCGAGAGAAAACCAGCGUCAGGUAUUACGGUACUUAUCAUCGGAGCUGGUGUUGGCGGUCUGCUUGCCUGUCUAGAAUGCUGGCGCCAAGGGCAUGAUGUUCGAAUCGUUGAACGAAGCGCCUCGCGAAUGCAAUCCGGUGACGGCUUUACUAUCGGAUCAAGCGCACUACGAGCCUUCCGGAACUGGCCAGAAAUGGAAGAUGAAGAAGAUCGCAUCGCGAUGAAUAUGUGGGUGUCAUGGCACAAGAUCAACGGAGAGAAGAUUUCCGGCCCUGGGCCUUUUGAACUUCAUGCUGGGAAUGUCAAAGAUGAUACAGUUGAGCCUCCGAAGGUGCACAGACAUAGUCGUCCCAAGUUUCAUAAGAUGUUGUCCAAACAAGUCGAGCGAACCGGGACGACGAUUGAGUACGGCAAGCGGGUAAAGUCUUACUUUGAAAACAUCCAGACAAACAAAGCCGGUGUCAUUCUUGACGACGGGAACAUCAUUGAAGCAGACGUGGUUAUCGCAGCAGAUGGGGUUGGAAGCAAGUCCUCGCAAGUCACAAUGGGACAUGAAAUUCGGGCUCGCCCCACUGGUUAUUCAAUCUAUCGGGCUGCCUUCCCGGUUGAAUUGGCUCUUUCUGAUCCAGUCGUGGCCGAGAGAUUCCAGGUUCUGGAAAAUGGAAAAUUUGUCGCGGAGAUGUGGAUGGGAGAUGGGGUGCAUGCUAUGUUUGCGAGAAGUGAAGACGAAAUGUCGUGGGCCUUGAACUACCCGGAUAGAGAGGUUGGAAUCGAGUCGUGGUCGGCUUUGGUAGACCCCAAAACGGUCCUGAAGACCACAGCCAAUAUCCCAGGUUGGGCAGAUGUUGCGGACAGAGUAAUUAAAGCCACGCCCAAGGAGCAUCUCCAUGACUUCAAAUUGAUGUGGAGAGAGCCUCAGCCUUGUUGGACCUCCUCUGGAGGCCGCGUUGUACAGAUUGGCGAUGCUGCUCAUACUUUCCUUCCAUCUUCUGGAAAUGGUGGUACUCAAGCUAUUGAAGAUGCCAUCUCCCUGGCAGCGUGUCUACAUAUCGCAGGAAAGGACAAUGCGCCCUGGGCGACUCGCGUCCAUAACAAACUCAGAUUCGAGCGCGUCGCCUGCCUUCAAAAGCUAGGGGUUGUCAACCAUGAAUUGCGAAAUCGCUCUUCCAAUGCCGACGUAUCACAAACAAUGCCUGUAGGCCUUUUGGGUUCGUGGAUCUGGAGCCAUGAUCCAGAGCGGUACGCGAUCGAUAACUACGGCAAAGUGCUGGCUCAUUUGAAGAACGGGACUCCUUUCCAGAGUACCAAUAUUCCACCCGGUCAUGUUUACAAGCCUUGGACUAUUGACGAACUACUGCAAGCCAAGGAGAGCGGGAAGGAGAUUGAAUUGGAUGGGGACUGGGAUUGA